Messenger RNA from Cinclus cinclus, 705 nucleotides. RefSeq names its product claudin 19 (gene CLDN19). Lineage: Eukaryota; Metazoa; Chordata; Aves; Passeriformes; Cinclidae. Gene Ontology annotation, biological process: bicellular tight junction assembly; cell adhesion. Gene Ontology annotation, cellular component: bicellular tight junction; plasma membrane. The transcript has 5 exons. Gene Ontology annotation, molecular function: structural molecule activity. The record is from RefSeq and is a predicted model, not a curated record. The coding region runs from base 1 to 669 and encodes 222 amino acids.
AUGGGCGGUGGGGCUCGGGAGCUGGCCGGGUUCCUGGCGGCGCUGGCCGGGUUUGUGGCAGCGCUGGCAGCCGCCGUGCUGCCGCAGUGGAGGCAGAGCUCGUACGCCGGGGACGCCAUCAUCACGGCCGUGGGGCUCCAUGAGGGGCUGUGGAUGAGCUGCGCCGCACAGAGCACAGGACAGGUGCAGUGCCGUCUGCACGACUCGCUGCUCUCCCUCGAAGUUCACAUCCAGACAUGCCGGGCUCUCGUGGUCAUUUCUCUCCUCCUGGGCUUCUUUGGCAUCAUCGUGAGCGUGGUGGGCAUGAAAUGCACUAAAGUUGGGGAGGAGGAUCCUGUCACCAAGAGCCGCAUAGCUGUUGCUGGAGGUGUCCUCUUCAUUCUCUCUGGUCUGUGCACAUUGGCUGCCGUGUCGUUGUAUGCAACACAGGUGACCUAUGAGUUCUUCAGGGAGAGCACCAUCCCCAUCAACGCUAGGUACGAAUUCGGCUCUGCUCUCUUCGUGGGCUGGGGGGCCGCCAGCCUCUCCAUGUUGGGGGGGUCCCUCCUGUGCUGCUCCUGCCCUGCCAAGGAGCCCCGAGGACAGCAGUACCAUCGGCAGUCUCAGCCCUCCAUGGCCCGGGAGUUUCAGCACCAUUUUCAGUGCCAGCCUCUAAAAUACAGGUUUUAAGUCUCACACAUAUGUUCUCCCAUAUCCAUCAUUGCA